Amaranthus tricolor (Joseph's coat) is the source of this 2123-nucleotide messenger RNA. Its product is annotated as E3 ubiquitin-protein ligase At1g63170-like. The coding region runs from base 382 to 1677 and encodes 431 amino acids. Gene Ontology annotation, molecular function: zinc ion binding. The record is from RefSeq and is a predicted model, not a curated record. NCBI's taxonomy places the organism in Eukaryota, Viridiplantae, Streptophyta, Magnoliopsida, Caryophyllales, Amaranthaceae. The transcript is spliced from 5 exons.
AAUUAGUAGAUAAAGUAUCACUGUCAUUGCCUUCAACCUUGUACUCAAUUUUCCAGCCCCCUUUUCAAUCUGUAUACUGUAAUCAGUCAGGAUUCAGGAGGUGAACAAAAACAACACUAAACAAAAGCUGCUAAAGCUUAUUCAAGUUUUGCAACACCCAGAAUGAGUAUCAUCUCAGAAAUCUGAAACUUCUCUCAAUCAAUUUGGUAUACUCUUACUCUUUUCUAGUGUUUGGUUACUAGUGAGUGGUGACUGAUAAGAAUUUAAGGCUCGUGCAGUCGUAAUUGGAGUAUUGGAGUAGUUGGAGGGCGUAAAGCGAGUAUAACUAUACUAACCUCUCUAUGCAACGCUCCCUCAACGCAGUUUUGUUUCCGGGUUUUAAUGGGAUAUCCCCUGCUGGUAUCACAUAGUGAAGCAUUGAGUGAUCAGUUCCCUUUACUUAUGGAGCGUUCCAAUAAUCUUGAAGGUCAUCAGCAUGUCAUUGACAUUGCGGUUUCUAAUGAUGCGCCAUUAAAUUUUCCUAAUCAAGAAGAACCUCAUAAUACUGUAGAUAGAACAUCAAAUAGUGUACCUCGAAUUAACCCAUCACAAUCAUCGUCUUCCGGUAGAAUAAACGUUUCGUACGUGGGAAGAGGUGAUUCAUAUGGUUAUUCCAGCCCGUUGAAUUCUGGUCUAUGGAUCUCAGUUGAGCUGAUUGUCACGCUUGCGCAAAUUGUUGCUUCUGUAGUUAUUUUGUCGUUGUCAAGAUAUAAGAGUUCAGAAGCCCCAUUAUUUGCUUGGGUUGUGGGUUAUGCGUGUGGCUGUCUUGCAACGCUUCCGAUUCUUUAUUGGCGUCUUCGAAAUUGCAGCCGUGGUCCUGAGCGAAUUUCAGUUCAAUCACAUCAGAGCUCCUCUGGGACUGUCAGUGCUGGAGCUACUAACUCCAAUUCAUCUCUCGAGCAAGAAGAGAUGGAUAGCUAUGGUGAUUCUCGUACAAUUGCGAGGAACAGUCAAAUAAGACAAAGAAUUAGUGUACGACUUAAUGGAAUUGUUGAGCACUUCAAAAUGGCGUUAGACUGCUUCUUUGCGGUGUGGUUUGUCGUGGGUAAUGUGUGGAUUUUUGGAGCACAUUCCUCUCCUUCCGUGGCUCCAAAGUUGUAUAGGUUAUGUAUAGUUUUCCUUACUUUCAGUUGCAUCGGGUAUGCACUUCCGUUCCUAUUAUGUGCAACCAUAUUUUGCUGUCUUCCUUGUAUUAUCUCAGUAAUGGGUAUACGAGAGGAUCUUUCAAAACCCAGAGGAGCUAGUACAGAAACUAUUGAUGCUUUACCGACCUACAAGUUCAGGUUGAGAAAAAAUGAUGGCAUAGACAGUGAACAGAUGCGCUUGAAGGCUAAUAAAGCUGGCUAUUUGUCCAAUGGAACUCAGGAUGAGCGUGUCAUAUCCAACGAAGAUGCGCUAUGUUGUAUUUGCUUGGCAGCCUAUGCCGACAAUGAAGAGUUAAGGGAAUUGCCGUGCUCCCAUCUGUUUCACACCGAGUGUGUGGACAAAUGGUUAAAGAUCAAUGCAUCGUGCCCUUUGUGCAAGCUUGAGAUUAGGGAGGACAGAAGUAAGCUUGUGCCAAACGAUCGAAACAACAGUAGCCAACAAAAUGCAAAUGAUGAAGGUGAUGUCGGUUUAACUUCAACCGGCGUUUCAUGAUUCUGAGUGUUAGAUUGCCCCGCUUGCUGUAAUUACAACCCGCUGCUGCUAGGCAGCUAGCAAAUUAAGUAGGAGCAGUUUUCAUUUUUGUAAAAAAUGCAAAUGAUCAUACUCAGAGACUGGUUCUAAAAAUGUUGAAUGACAUUGGGUGUUGUUUGUAACAAAUAACAAUGCAUCUUAUCUGAUUACUGCUGUGUAGUGGAAGAUUCUACUUACAAGUUUGAUCAUCAUGAUAUGUAUUAUGUGAUGUUGAUGUUAGUUUGAUGAAUCAAACAAGUGUCAAAGUGAAAAUCGAAAGGAAAAAUUUCUUGCAUAUGAUUAGGAAGAAAAAAAAAUUGUUCUUGUGGAAUCUUCAAUGUAAAGUCUCUAAUCCAACUUCUGUUAAAAUUGAGUUGGAUUUAUCGUCAAUGUUAGCACAUAAUUGAAAAAAUACGAUCUAAAAGACC